AUGGAUGUCGAAAAGCCUUCCAAGGCUGGCCUCUUUGCUCAGUGCAGCUUUGCCAUCGUCCGGAGCGCUACCUUCACCAGCGAAGAUGCUGAGGCAACGGCGAUCGUCCUGCGCCUGCACGAGGGCGAAGUUGUCAUCGAUAACUACCCAGACAGCAGCCUCAAUCUCGACCGCCUCACACACGUUAUCUCGAACACAUCUGACUUCCCAGACUACCAUGCCUGCUCUGACGCCAUGAUCCCGGUUGUUAAACCGAUAUGGAUUGAACAUUCCCUCGCCAAAGACAAGUUAUCUCAACCACGACAAUACAGUCCAGACCCACGGUUUUUCAUGUCUGAUAUCGUCGUCUGCGUUUCAGGUCUUCCAGGCAGUGACGCGGAUGCUAUUGCCGGAGGAGUUGUAGCAAUGGGCGGGAUGUUUUCAAAAAAGCUCACCAACCAAAUCACACACAUCAUUGCGAUCGACUACAAUUCCGAGAUCUGCGAUAUCGCACGAAAGAAAGGUCUCCGGGUGAAGAUUGUCCUUCCCCAUUGGGUGGACGAUUGCUUGAAGCUAGGCAGGAGGAUUGAUGAACACCCUUACACAUUUCCGAACCCAGAAAUACUACAGCAGCCCGUGGACAAGGCCCCGAGUGCAAAACGUAAGACUCAAGUGGAAGGCGCCGUAAAUUUCGAUCCCGCUCAACACAUGCUGACCUCGGGCACACCACGGAAGUUAGACAGAGUCUUCAAGAAAAAGACAGUCCUGCUAUCUUAUGACUUGGGGAUAUCAUCCUAUCUCCGAGGCGUUUUGGACGGGAUCAUCACUGGAAGCGGGGGCAAACUUACUGAAUCGGUCUCGGAGGCCGACAUGUACAUCGGUAAAUAUCGCGAUGGGCGUGAUUACAAACUUGCCUCAAGAUUAGGCAAAGACGUGGGUAACCUGACUUGGCUCUAUUAUCUCAUCCAAACUGAUGAAUGGACGUCCCCCAUGCGACGCCUGCUCCACUACCCUAUUCCGAAAGAGGCGCACCCUGACUUUGAGAAGCUUAAGAUCAGCCUUUCAAAUUAUAGUGGCGACGCGCGAACAUACCUCGAAAACCUCAUCAUCGCUACUGGAGCUGAGUGCACGAAAACACUCAAGCAGGACAAUACCCAUCUCCUCACUGCGCAUGGAAUGAGCGAAAAGUGUGCAGCCGCAAAGGACUGGGGUAUUGACAUUGUCAAUCAUCUUUGGCUAGAAGAAAGCUAUGCAAAAUGGAGAAAGCUAAGUGUCACCAAUAGCAGGUACAUUCAUUUUCCUAGUCGAACAAACUUGAGUGAUGUCGUUGGCAGCACUCAAUUAGAUCGCACGGUUCUGGAGCAAAAUUUCUUCGCAGAUAUAGAUGCUGAGAUGGCCGAAAAUCCACAGACGGCGCUGAUGCGCCAAACGAAUCAAAACACCGCAAAAACCAGCCGAGGGCGAGAGAAGAGUUCGGAUUCUUGCGAGCGCGAGCCAGAAAAGUUCAGGACACCCGCUGUGUCAAAAUUCAUAGCGAUGGGCAAAGAAAACAUUACGCCAUCCACGACACAUAGCCGGAAAUCUAAGGAGGUUGCAUCGGCCCUCCUACACGCCAUGACACCAGACAUACAACUUUACGAGAAAGAACGAAAACGCGUUGGCGGAGUCAUCCAUGGUGGCAGACGAAAGAAUGACGAAGAUCGCAUCCCAGUCAACCGCAAGCGAUCUGCUAGUGAAUCGUCUGAAAACGAGAUUGUCAAAGAGAAGGAAUCAAAGAAAUUAAAACGAGGUAAUCCACCACAGAUAUAUUUAAUGGUCUCCGGCUACGAUAAAUGGGUCAGCCAUCCCAAAGCUGAGGACAAUGACAAGAAACAACUCCGAGGCCUCGGUAUUUUGACAACUACAGAUGCAAGUAAAGCAACACAUCUGGCAGCUCCAAGCAUAAAACGGACGCAAAAGUUCGUCACAGCAUUAGCAUAUGCACCUAUGGUCUUGUCGACGGAUUUCAUCGAUUCAUGUCUCAAAGCAGACAGACUUCUGGACCCCAGGGGGUUUGAGCUUGAUGAUAAGCAGAAUGAGAAGCGGCUUGGUGUAUCCCUGAAACUUUCAAGAGACCGCGCCAAGAAAAAUCAAAACCGUCUGCUCCAAGGCUUGAGCAUUUACUGUGCCGAAUCUAUCCAUGGUGGCUUUGAAACGUUUAAAGCCAUCGUCGAAGCCAACGGUGGCCGAUGUAUGUUAUGGCGAAACCGAAAGAGUGCCAUGAUGCCAUCGACGAGAGCGGAAAGCGAGGCUAGCACCGAUACGGACGACAGCGUUGUUUAUCUCUUGAGUGAUAAGGAAGGGAACAAGUCCUUGUGCGAUCGCUUCAGGGAUAUGGCUCUCAAGAGUCGGAAGACACCUCGAAUCAUCGACCCGGACUGGCUUAUUGAGUCUGCAAUGUCGCAGAAGCUUCUUCCCACAGCUACGUAUGAUGUCGAAUCUGGUGAGCGAGCUUAG
This is a messenger RNA of Exophiala aquamarina CBS 119918, 2475 nucleotides long. RefSeq lists its product as uncharacterized. Gene Ontology annotation, cellular component: nucleus; Cul8-RING ubiquitin ligase complex. Gene Ontology annotation, biological process: DNA double-strand break attachment to nuclear envelope; double-strand break repair. The record is from RefSeq and is a predicted model, not a curated record. The transcript is spliced from 3 exons. Lineage: Eukaryota; Fungi; Ascomycota; Eurotiomycetes; Chaetothyriales; Herpotrichiellaceae. Bases 1 to 2475 code for a protein of 824 amino acids.